AUGCAGGAUAGAGGAGCAGGUGGAGAAGAUAACAAAACUAAAGGAAACCUGAACUGGGAGGAAACUAAGAAAUACAAACGCAGGGAGAAACACAGGAACAAAACAGGAGCAAAAACAGUUCAGGAGGCCUGCCAGGAAAGCCACACGGGAGGCGGCACUGUUCAGGGGGUCGUCCUGGCCACGGAGCAAGACGAGAGGAUAGAGACCAAAGAUGGGAGCAAGGCACUGCAGGUGGAUGACUGGCUGGCCAUUGACACAGAUGGAGGAGCCCAAGGCAAUGAUCAGGGAAGCGCAACAGCAGUAACGCUAUUUGAUCACGGUCAGAUUCACAAAGAAGCCGAAGCUAAAUCACUCAGACUGAGUGUGACAGCAGACUGUGGUCUGCAUAUAAAGAAGGUCACAGAUCAGCAUGUUGGUCAGUACAGCUGCAGACAGGUCAUAUCAGGAGUACAACAAAGCCCAGACUCCCACGUUCAUCUGUAUGUUAUUCAAAUAAUCGAACAAAAGAGCAAUGAUGGGGUCAGCUUGUUCUGCAAUGUGCAGACACGUGAACAUUGCAGGUACACAGUGGAGUGGCUGUAUGAGGGUAAAGAGAACAUAACCUCAGAGAUGGAGAUGUCACCGGGUUCCUGCUCUGCCACUGUGACAUUAUCAGUAACUCUCUUUAAUCAGAAGUCAAAGAUUUUUGAGUCACUGAAGUGUAAAGUGACAAAUGAUCACACUAAAGAAGUUGAGCUGUUUCCCUUCAGUCAUCAGUCCUCAGGUGACAAAACAGGCGGAGACGCAACAACAACAACAACAACAACAAUAAAAUCAACAGCAACAAAAUUAACAACUAAACCAACAUCAACUAUAAGAAGUGACGGGACAUCCUCAGAUGGUUGGUCGUGGUGGUAUAUUGCUGCUCCUGUGGGUCUGGCGGCACUUACAGUGAUUGCUGCGGUCAUAAUCAGACAGACGGCAAUAAAAGGAAAUAAAAGGCAGAAGGAAGAAAACACAGCUAAAGCUGAAGCUGGUGAUUACUACACCUCCAUCAGCUUCUCCAAGAAGACCAAAAAUGAAGCCCAGGUUCAGAGUGACACUGCUGAUGAAGGUGGCGCUGUGACUUACAGCACUGUGAACGCUUCGUCCUCUUCUGCUGGAGUUUUCUGUGAUCCCAGCAGCUUCUACUCCACUGUCAACAUACCAAAGAAAUAA
Archocentrus centrarchus (flier cichlid) is the source of this 1197-nucleotide messenger RNA. RefSeq lists its product as uncharacterized. Lineage: Eukaryota; Metazoa; Chordata; Actinopteri; Cichliformes; Cichlidae. The coding region runs from base 1 to 1197 and encodes 398 amino acids. The record is from RefSeq and is a predicted model, not a curated record. The transcript has 9 exons.